AUGGCCCAGUCCAGGAACGGUCUGACGGCCGCUGUCCUGUCGGUUUCGGGAUCGUUUUUGGUCCUGUUGGCGUUCACGACGAAGAGCUGGUUGGUCACGGAUGGAAAAUUAAAGGACCCAGAAUUCGAAACACUCGGUCUAUGGGUAGUAUGUCUUAAAGGUUUUGAAGACCCUCGUCAUUUUUACGAUACAAGAUUCCAUAAUUGUUCGUGGGUGUUUGAAGAAGAAUACUAUAUUAUCUCUGAUAUUAUAUUUGAAGAUUUUUAUAUUGCUACUCAGUGUUUCUUUACGGCUUGUAUUCUCUUAGCAGUAUCAGGUUUAUUUUACAGUGCACUUUAUUUGUAUUUAAAUAAAGCUUAUGAAUGUUAUAUUCAAAUUCUAUCAGCUGGAAUACUUAACAUAGCUGCAGCUGUAUGCAGUAGUAUUGCUCUGAUAAUAUUUGGAGUAUAUGGAGACAGCAGAGAAUGGAUGCCACAUUGGGAACACACUGAUUUAGGAUGGAGCUUUGGAGUAGCAGUCACAGGAAGUAUUGCCCUUUAUUUCAGUGGAGUAUUGUAUGUAAUAGAGCAACGAAUAUACAAGGUUAAACAAGAAAAAAUGGCUACUCAAACAUCCAAUUACAACUAUGAAGCUAAUGACUUAAUACAACUGUCUCACACUGCUGUAUAA
Macrosiphum euphorbiae (potato aphid) is the source of this 669-nucleotide messenger RNA. Lineage: Eukaryota; Metazoa; Arthropoda; Insecta; Hemiptera; Aphididae. The record is from the annotation of a GenBank genome assembly.